GAGCACAAACAACAUCACGGAAUGGAAAGUCCACGGAAGAGGCUAGUUAGCUAUGUUAUGAUAUGUUAGCUGGCUAAAACCAAAGUUAUUUCGUUGAAAUUAUGAGUUACUGAUAUUCUAAAAUUACUUGCAAGGAAAGGAGGACAAUAUGGAGGAAAAACCUCAAAAGCCAGAGGGUGAGGAAAACAGCUUUGAAUCUCUGGAGAAAGAAUUCCAGGAAGUCCUCAACGAACUCAUCGGGGACAAGAGCCUGGACAAAUUCAGAGUGGAGUACGAGAAGCUCACCAAUGCCUUGAAGAAGUCUCACGAAAGUGAAAAGAGGCUCAUGCUCAAAUGCAGGGAGCUGAACGCCGAGAUCGUGUCCAACUCCGUGAAAGUGGCCACGGCGCUGAAACUGUCCCAGGAAGAUCAGACAACCAUCACGUCUCUGAAGAAGGAAAUCGAAAAGGCCUGGAAGAUGGUGGACGCGGCUCACGACAAAGAGCUGAGGACCAAAGAGGUCAUUCAGUCGCUGAAGGCGGAGAUCGCAAACUUGACCAAGCUGGUGGAACAAAGCUCCGGGCUGUCCCUGGGUCAGGAGCACAGCGUGGGCGACCUGCUGAAGAUCAAAGAGGAGCUGACGAGCGAGAGGGACCAGCUGCUGUCGGAGGUGGUGACCCUCCGGGACGACCUCACCAAUGCCACCGCAACCCAGCAGGAGAUGGAGGCCCAGAAGGAGAUGACCAUGGAGUCCAUAUCUCAGCUCCAGCAGGAGAUCCAGGUGCGUCAGAACGAGUGCUCCAGGGAGACGCGGAGGAAGGAGAAGCUGGAGAAGGAGGUGAAGCAGAUGCACGCGGACCUGGAGGCCAGGCAGGGCGACAUCAAGGUGCUCAGCCAGCAGGGCCAGCGCAGCAAGGAGGAGCAGCAGAGGCUGGAGCAACAGCUCAGGGAGCAGAAGAUCCUGAACGAGCGAGCCACCAAGGAGCUGGAGCAGUUGCAGGUGAGGAACAGCAAGCUGCAGCAGGAGAACGAGAACAACGCCGCCAGCCUGGAGCACGUCUCCCUCGACAAUCACCAGAGGGCGUCCGACCUGAAGGUGAAGGAGGAGGAGGUGAGUCAGAUGCGUCAGGAGAUAGCCAAGCUGACGAAGACGCGGGAGGCCACCCAGCGGAGGCUCCGGCAGACGGAGGAGCAGAAGCUGGACGUGGAGCAGCAGAGGGACACGCUGAAGAACCAGAUAGCCGGCCUGGACAGAGAGAUGGAGUCGUCCAGGAAACAGGUGGAGGUCGACAAGAAGGCCAUCGACGAGCUGGUCCGGGAGAGGGACAUCCUCAACAAGAACAUGAUCAAGGCGGCCAACGCCACAGAGAAGCAGCUGAACAUGGUGAAGCUUCACGAGCAGUCCAAGAAGAACCUGGACCAGGAGAUCAUGAACUACCGCGACGAGGCCCAGAAGCAGCGCAAGAUCAUCUACCAGCUGGAGAAGGAGCGGGACCGCUACAUCAACGAGGCCAGCGACCUCACGUACAAGGUGCUCCAGCACAUGGAGGACAUCAAAGUGCGCGAGAUGCAGAUCUUCGACUACAAGAAGAAGAUCGCCGAGGCGGAGACCAAGCUGAAGCAGCAGCAGAACUUGUACGAGGCGGUCCGCUCCGACCGGAACCUCUACAGCAAGAACCUCAUCGAGGCCCAGGACGAGAUCACGGAGAUGAAGAGGAAGCUGAAGAUCAUGAACCACCAGAUCGACCAGAUGAAGGAGGAGAUCAAUGGCAAGGAGACGGCCCUGGUGAAGGAGCACCUGGAGUCCAAGAGGGUGGAGAAGGAGAAGGAGGCUCUCAAGGAACGCUGCGGUAACGACAUCAACAACCUUGUCCCACUGUGCUGCGGAGGAAGUGUCAUCGUCAGCUCGGUGGUGGCCGUGCUGUGGCGGUACCCUUCAGAGUGCCGGCCGGGCCGACCCCGCUGUGAACGCUCGGCUGCUGUACCCACUCAAUUAUUCCACGGCGAGGUUGGAACCUUCCACCUUCUCAGGAUCCCACUCGGUGGAGCCUUGGAGCUGUGGCUCCAUUUCAGACCCUCCAUCUACUCUCCCUCCACGCUCACCAGCUGGGCCUUCUCCCUGCAUCCAGAUGUAGAAAGUUCUUGA
Messenger RNA from Osmerus eperlanus (European smelt), 2125 nucleotides. It is a transcript of the gene cfap58, whose product is annotated as cilia and flagella associated protein 58. Gene Ontology annotation, cellular component: cytoskeleton. NCBI's taxonomy places the organism in Eukaryota, Metazoa, Chordata, Actinopteri, Osmeriformes, Osmeridae. The record is from RefSeq and is a predicted model, not a curated record.